Messenger RNA from Paramecium octaurelia, 6051 nucleotides. Lineage: Eukaryota; Ciliophora; Oligohymenophorea; Peniculida; Parameciidae. The record is from the annotation of a GenBank genome assembly.
AUGCUAACACUUUUUUUAUUGCUGCAUUACUUAAAUGGAUAACCAUGUGCCACUCCCGUUACUUUGAUUGGCACGACUUAAACUAGCGGGGUCUGCACUCCCCCAGGUUAAUUUUUAAAUUGAUUGACUAGUACCUGGAGCAUCCCUCAUCAAAUUCCCGUUUGCUACCUUAGGUGCUACCACAGAAAAUGCUGUCAAGUUCUCUGUCUCUUUUUGGCUCAAACCUCCCAGUGCGCCUACUUUGGGUGGUAAGUCGUACGGCAUUCUUCGGGUAAGCACAGACACCACAGAUACAGUUCCCAUAACUACGGAAGGGAUUAGAUUGGCCGUGUACUUUUCGCUGGACUCCGUUAAUAGAGGGUUCUAAUUGGGAUACUCAGAAUCGCCUAGUGACCCCAUACUCUAUACUGACAUUACUCAGAUGGGUGCUGCAUAUUCAGGGGAUUGGAUGUUCAUCUAUGCAGGCUUAGACUAUACUACUGGAGAAUUAAGUAAUCUCAAAUCACAACAUAUAUAGAAUUGAGCACUUGGGAAACUAAGUAAAUAUUUUGGCAACAAAAGAAGUUCUCAGCCUCCAAAGUGAAUUUCAACACUCCCUUGUCAACAAGCACGGCUAUUGAAGCAUUGUACUGGGGCACUCAGGACAGUUUUUGUGGGGACAUUAAAAAAUUGAAAUGGAUGCCAAAUUACUAUGAAACUACAGAUGAAAAUAUAUUUAAACUGGCUUACUUCCUGGAAGGAAAAACAAAUGCUGGAAACUAUUUAUAUCGGUUUGAUAGGGUUACUAAAAACACAGUUACGAACCUUGCAAGUUCAGGAACCUUGACCUUACAAUAAGCAAUGAAAUUUACAUAUUAUGAACUGGAUUUAACUCAUCCUGUCUUAACCAUUCCUAUUGCUAAAUGGACUACUGUUACAAGUUCUUAUACGUUUGGAACCUAUAUCCUUCAAAAGAGUUUGCCUCAAUUCGCAGCUGAUAUUAUUUUGUUAUAGAGAUAAACCUCAGGAGCUGUCAACCUAUUUUCUAUCAAAUUGGCACUGCAAGCAAGUGGUAAAUUAGGAAUUGUAUUGACUUUGGAAACAGUAGCUAAACUAAUAGUCCAAUUCGAUUGUCAAGUGGAUUAGUGGUAUUUUCUUCAAUUAUCUGUUGCUUUUGCAGGAAGCCUGUAAAGUUAGGUUAAUACUCUAUCCCAUUAUCACAUUGUGGCUUAAGAUGGGUCAAUCUUGAGUGGAUACGUUUAAAUCACUUACACAGCCACAAUAAGUAGUAAAUACUCAGGCUCUGACAAAAGUUACAUCGGAGACACUCUGAACCCUUAUUAGGGCACAAUACAAUUGAGACUGUUCAGAUUUGAAGAGGGAUUCUAAAUAUUUAUGAACAACCCUUGUUAGGCAGAUUGCACAAUAGGGAGGUACAGCUUGACAUCCUCUGAAAAUUAUUGUUACAUUUGCAGUUUGGCUGCCAAGUUGGAUUCCACAUUUUUAUGCAGUACCAGUCCUUGUUCUACUGACUAUUAUAUGAUAACUGAUAUGACAAGUCACAAUUUCUGUGCAUUUUGUGAUUCAACAUAGAGUUACUACGUAAAUCCUAGUUAAGUUUGCAUAUAAGCUGCUUGUGGUAAUGGAUACAAGGAGCCUCCUAGUGAGGACUGCGAUGAUUCUGGAACUACCAGUGGAGAUGGAUGUAGUGCUCUUUGUGUGUAUGAAAAGGGGUACAAUUGUGCUCCAGCCACAGAUUACGAAUUAACAACUUGUGUUAAAUAUUGUGGGAAUGGUGUGAGAGAUGAGGUUCUGACACCAGCAGCCUUGAGUUUCACAGAGGAAUGUGAUGAUGGCAACAAUGUAUUGAAUGAUGGAUGUUCGAAUUGUGUAGUUGAUCAUGACUUAUGGGAAUGCGGCUAUUCGUUUCCAUCUUAAUGUACAUUAUUAUGUGGCAAUGGCAAACUGGAUAAUGAUGCUUUGUAUUCAUAAACUGAGUAAUGCGACGAUGGUAACACUUCUAAUGGGGAUGGAUGUGAUUCGUCUUGUGCGAUUGAGCCUGAUUGGAUGUGCAGCGCAGUUCCAUUACAGAUGAGUGCUUGCAUUCUCAUAUGUGGAAAUGGAACUUUAGAUGUUGGAGAGUAGUGUGAUGAUGGUAAUGUAAUGGAUUUUGAUGGAUGUACUGGAUGUGUAAUAGAUGCAGGAUGGGAUUGUUCAGGUACAAUAUGCACCCAAUAUUGUGGCAAUGGAGUCAGGGAUGUGAUACCAGCCAAGUCAAUAAAUGAGAUAUGCGAUGAUGGCAACACUAUUUAAUAUGAUGGGUGCUACUUAUGUUUGGUUGAGACAGGCUGGACUUGCGAUGCAAGUAAUCCAAGUCAAUGUCAUAUGUGUGGUAACAGCAAAAAAGAACCCUAUGAAACUUGUGAUGAUGGUAACAUAGUCAGUCUAGAUGGGUGUAGUAGCACAUGUUAAAUAGAACCCUCAUGGACAUGUAAUGGUGGGAAUCCAGAUAUUUGUAAUAAUUGCGGAGAUGGAAAAAAACAAUAAAUUGAAGAUUGUGAUGAUGGUAAUCUUAGUGCCAAUGAUGGGUGUACUAGUUGUAAAGUAGAUCAGUAUUAUGAAUGUUCCGGUGGUUCACCUACAUCACCUGACACCUGUGUGAAAACCUGUCCAAAUGGCAUAGUUUCAGGAAGUGAAGAAUGUGAUGAUGGGAACAAUGCAAGUGGUGAUGGGUGUUAUUUAUGUAUCAUUACUAUGGGAUUUGUAUGCGAUAAUUCAGUUCAACCGUCGGUGUGUAGUGUUGAUAUUUGUGGAAAUGGGAAGUCUCAUUCAUUAAAUGAGGAUUGUGAUGAUGGUAAUACUGUGGAUGGAGAUGGAUGCAGUGCUAGUUGUAAAAUUGAAACUGGCUGGGAUUGCUCAACCAAAAUUAAAUGCGCACCUAUAUGUGGAGAUAGUAAAAAGGUGGUUGAUGUAGAGGAGUGUGAUGAUGGCAAUCUAAUAGAUGGAGAUGGAUGUAGUAGUAAUUGUAAGGUUGAAUUGUCUUACUCUUGUGAGGGUGGUGAUUUAACAAAGAAAGAUGUUUGUACAGUUACUUGUGGAAAUAAUGUUAGAGAUGCCAAGGAGGAAUGCGAUGAUGGUAAUGUUAGAAAUGGGGAUGGAUGUAGUAGUCUCUGUUUAAUUGAGACAUCCUUUGGUUGUUCAUAGGUUUUGAUGUAAGAUAAUGUGACCAGAGAUGAAUGUUAUCCCUGCAUCACGAAUUGUGCCAUCUGUACAGACACUGACAUCGAGGGAUGCGAAUUAUGUUAUCAUGGCUAUUAUAAGUCUGAGACUACUUGUACUGAUGAUUGUGGCGAUAAUUUCUAUGCCGAUCCUUUUCUAUAGGCUUGUCUAAAAUGUGGUGACAAUUGUGUCAGAUGCUAUAACAAUUCUCAAUGUUUUAGAUGCAAUUCUCCAUAUAUUUUGGAUGGAACCCAAUGUGUGUUGAAAUGUUCAGAUGGAUAUUACAUUAAGGAACAUGAAUUAAAAGGCUAGUGGUGCAAGAAAUGUCCUCUUCAUUGUACUGUGUGUGAGACAGAAACAUAAUGUACAAGUUGUGAUGAUUAUUAUUCUCCAUUUGGUUCUUGCAAGUACUGUGAUAUGGGGGAGUUGUGUUUAGCAUGUAAUUUCGAACUAAAUACGUGUACAAAGUGCCAGUUAGGCUAUAGACCUAUAGAAGAUAAAUGUAUUAAGAUUGAGGAUAAGUGUGGAGAUGGUUUGGUAUCCCUUAAUGAAAAGUGUGAUGAUGGUAAUCUUGCUAAUGGCGAUGGUUGCAGUAGAGAAUGUGCUAUAGAAGUGGAUGCCAAUUGUAGACUUGUGCAGAAUGAAGGACCAUCAGAAUGUUUUGAUACGUUAGGAUGGGAAUUUGAAUUAAAAUCAUUUAUCUUGGAUCCGCAACUCAUACAACUUACAUUCACAGAUCAAAUCAAAUAUGAUGAUAUUAUUACUAAGAAUAUUAGCACUCUAUUCACUCUGUCCAUCAAUGGAUUCACAGAACAAGAUUACUCUUAUGAAUUCGUUAAUAGUAGUGGUUCCAACCAAACUAUCUAAAUCCAAUUUACAUUCUUGAAAAAUGUUGUAUCCCAAACUCUUACUGUCACUUUGAAAGAUCAAAAAAAACUUACCAAUUAUUACGAUGUACCCAUCAAUCCUGAUAAGAUCACCAAAAGUAUCGAUUUGGAAGAUAAGGAAUUCUACAACUCAUCAGAAAUCGAAUUCUUUACUCUUCUUAGAAAUCUAGCUUAUGGUUUACAAAUAUUGAAUUGGAUAUUAAUGAUUGGAGCUGGGUUUUUGGAUUAAUAAUAUCGAAUCUGGAAGACUGUAGAAGUACUUCAAGUCAUAUGCACCUUGUAUUACAUCAAUUUGAGAUCUUAUCCACUCAAUUCCGAACUGCUGCUUGUAGAUUUAAGAUACAGUAAUUUAUACAUACUGCCCAAUUUCCUAUAAUAAUAAACUGAUUAAUAUUUGUAGUCCUUGAGGAGAUUCUCAAUGGCUGGCUUAACCUAUUAAGUUAUCAAUAACACGGGAGGAUUAUUCUUGUUUUAUCUUGGUGUUUCUUUGGCUGUUUAUGCAUUCACCAAAUUAGUUUAUCAUAGAUAUGUCUUCUAUGUUUUCGAAGUCUUUUUGGAUAAACUAGAAUUUAGUUAUUUUUUCAAAUUUUAUGAAGUGUUCUUAUUAGAACUUUUAAUUAGUUGUUUGCAUAAUGUUAGACACAAUUCCAUGGCUUCGAAUUGGAAUGGUACAAACACAGUGAUAGCCUUAAUCUUAUUGCUAUUCAUAAUUUUGGUUUAAGCAUCCUUUUUCUUAUUGGCAUUCUUUAGGGAUUAUUUUGGCACUGAAUCAGAAGUUAAGUCUAUGUUUGGUACUUUGACUGAUGGUUGUCAUGAUCACGAUCGUAAACGUCGAGUAUUUAUGAGUCAACAAGAUUUCAUCAAGAAGGUAUUCAUUGCUUAUGCUAUGAUCUAUGUGGAUGAUCCAUUCCAAUAGAUGUUACUCAUCAUCAUCCCCAGAGCUGUCAUAGGUUUUGUAACAUGUUUCCUUAUGAAAAAUUGGUUUUUGAGAGUUAAGGAGGUACUUUCAGAACUGAUUCUUUAUGGCAUUAUCAGUCAAUCUUAUAUCCUAGCUUUGGGUGAUUUUGUAGGGGAUUUGGAGAAAAAAGUAUUCUAUGGGUCAUUGUGGGUUUACUUAGUGUUGGCAUUCGAAUUAGUUCAUGGAUUAUGCAAUACAUAUUUGGUGUGGAGAUUGUUGUAUGUGUUGGAGUCCACUUUACCUGAGGAUGUUGAUCCCAAUGCUGGAAUCAAUACAAAGAUUGACUUAUUCAAAUAGAGAGGAGGGAAAAAAGAGAGAGGCAAAACCUAGAGGGAACUUUAAGAGGAAGCUGAUAGAUUAGCAAAGUUGGAGGAAGCAAAAAGAAAGAAAAAGUUGGAAGCAGAAUAGGCAUUGAAGAAUCAGGGUAGAGAAAAAUGGAAUGUAUGGAAUAUGCAAAGGGAAGCUAAACCUGAGGAAAGAAAAUUUGUGUCUGUCAAACAUAAUGAAUUUGGUGAUGUCUUGGAGCCCAUUUAACCAUCAAUUCCAAAAUUAGAUUUAUAAAAAUAAGCAGAUAAUUUCGAUGACUUUGAUUAAAUGGAGGAUUUCUUUGGAAAUCCCUCUAAAUCUGUUGUUAAUAAGUCUUCAGCAUUUGGUUAAACUGGACAAUAAUUCAAAGUGCCAUCUCUGAAUUAGACAUAAUAAAUGAAUCAAACAUAAUAAAUGAAUCAGACGUAGUAAAAAUAAAUGAAUCAAACUAUCAAUCAAUCAAGUAAUCAGAUUUUAAAUCAAACUUAAAAAUCUUAGAAUAUUGCUUCACAAUGGUUGGGCAAUGAUAAUUAAUAACCACUAUUCCAAGACCAAUCAUUCAAACCAGCUAGUGCUGCCCAAUAAUAAUAAAAGUCAUAGAUUAGUGCCUUUUAAUUCUAAUAAGAAGCUCCGAAAAAGAAGGAUGAUGCUAAUGAUUCAGAGUAAGAAUCAAUGAAUAAUGAUAAUCCAUUUGAUUUUUGA